Molecule: messenger RNA, 1326 nt
Organism: Marasmius oreades (fairy-ring Marasmius)
Lineage: Eukaryota; Fungi; Basidiomycota; Agaricomycetes; Agaricales; Marasmiaceae
Exons: 5
Coding region: 303-1250 (315 amino acids)
Source: RefSeq, a predicted model, not a curated record
CCGCAAGAUAACAUGAGAAAAUAGAAAAUCGUCCCAGUGAUCUAUCAAGUCUAUCCGAAAGACAUAUAUCAUAUACACUAUCAUCACCCUCUGCAGGAGCAGGAACCAGGGCGAGGGUAUUCACCCCCAACGUGUGUUGACGCCCUUGCCCUUGAUCUCAACUGUCGAACGGGAGUGACGAGGAAUGGAAGAGAAAUUUGGAAGGUGGAUCCUCAAGCCCGCAGCGGCAUGGAGUGCCUUGCCUUCCGUCAAUGAACGGGCUCGGUGCUCAUAAUCAAAGGGUAUAAAAGAAAUUCUCAAAGAUGUUCGCAUUCGUGUCGUUGCUCGCGCUGACAGGACUCGUGUCUGCUGUAGAUUUCGGAGCCUCAGGGCCAGAAUGGAGUACCGUCAAAUCAGCUAUACUGGCCAAAUCCGAGCAAGGAUCUGUGCAGUUGAAAGCUUUCGCAGCAGCAGUAGACCCCCCCACUCCGGAAGGUUUUACCUUGACAUUUGGACCUCUCAACGCCUCGAAUAACGCACCUGGCUUCAUGGGUUUCGUUUUGCUUGACAGUUACGAUACCGCCGGCUGUGCCAGUCUUUGCAAUGCUCGCGAUUUUGAUUCCGUUGGGGGUCUCUGUCAAUUCUUCAACAUUUAUCAGGGUCUAACAAGCGCGAACAAAACUACAUUUACCUGUUCUUUGUAUUACCUCCCAACCGACAACUCCACUGCAACUAACCCGGGUGAUGCCACUGUCUCGAUCAGCGCAUCCCGCGGGUAUCGUCGUACCUCAGCAGUGCCCGAUGGUUCCUUCGAAACCUUCGCUUGCACCCCUCCUGCCCUCACUUGCAGCAUAGCAUCGUUCAACGGUUGGGUCGGAACUUCAGACAAUGCUACCGUUCUCGAUACAGCCGCCAUCUCCCACGAUCCUGCAUUGGCCCACUUUGGUAGCGGCUCGAUUAGCUUGGGGUCAAUAAGCGGGAAGACCAAUGCCUCGGGGACUGAGACGUUUAAAGUUGCCACCACAGUUAAAGGGAGAAAUUACGCUUUGGGACUGUUCCAUUCGAACACCCUUCGUAACCCUACGAAUGCAUCAUUGGGCAUCGUAAGUGUGGUCUGGAAUGGGGUGAUCGUUGACACCAUUACAGGAGCCCAAAAUUGGACCUUCCACGGAUACACUUUGACAGCGGCAGGUAACGACACGCUUGCGUUUCAUGGAGGGAAGUUCCCCGCGUUCGAUUUUAUCGACGACGUUUUCCUGUUCUUACUUUAAGUGAUCAAAUGGGGAACGGUACUUUAGUAAAACUCAGGCUGCUGUUAUAUACCCAAGUACGGUAGAAAAUAAUCAC